Molecule: messenger RNA, 1257 nt
Organism: Aegilops tauschii subsp. strangulata
Lineage: Eukaryota; Viridiplantae; Streptophyta; Magnoliopsida; Poales; Poaceae
Molecular function (GO): protein binding
Source: RefSeq, a predicted model, not a curated record
AUGGCCGCCGCCGCCGCCUACGAUGAACUGGAAAACAAGCGCGCGCAUGCGGGGAGCCAGUGCUGGUCCGCCACUUUCCCCGACGAUCUCCUCGCCCUCGUCUACAGCAUGAUCGCCUCCCCGCGCGGCCGCGUACGCUUCGCUGCCGUCUGUCGGUCGUGGCGCGCUGCCGCACGAGCGGCGCCACCGGUGACGGCGCUCCCAUGGCUGCUCCUCUUGCCACGCGACUGCAACAGGAGGAAGGCUCUCCACUGCCUCGAGGACAGUUCCCUGGUGCGCUUGUGGGUCCUCCGCGAGGACGCCGGGAGGCGGAUCAUCGGUGGCCACGACGGCGGCUGGGUUGCCAUGCCAGUGCCAGGUCUGAUCAAGAUCGUGAACCUUUUCUCGGGCGCCGAGGUGCGCCUCGCCGAGAAGAACGCGCCGAUCCUCUGCACGAGCCAGCACCAUGGCCCCACCCGCCUGGUCGUUAUCUUGAGAGUUAUCUUCUCCGCGCCGCCCACCUCGCCCCGGUGUAUCCUUGCCGCCAUAACAUACAAGUGCGGCAUCGCACUCUGCAGGGUUGGUGGUCCCAACAAUGGGUGGACGGUACAAGGAUGUCCUGAUCACGGGAGGCUUGUCGACAUCGCAUUUUGCAACGACGAGCUCUACGGCCUACGCUGUUACAAUAUGGCAAUCGUCAAGUUUGAGAUUGGCGUGAACGAGGAUGGUGCCCGGAUGGUCAUUACAGAACGCCCGCUGGUCAUGCAAUGGAUUGACGGUGUUAGGGACUACUCGAGCAGCACUAGUUUCAUCUUUGAUCUGCACGGCAAGCUUGGGUUGGCGUUGAAGACCCGGUGGUUGGGAAAUACCCAGCCUUUCUUCAAGGUUUUCAGCCUUGUUGAUAACCCUACAGGUAGACAGAAGGCACUUUACAAGCACGAGUGGGUGGAGGUCAUAGACUUGGGUGACCACUCAUUGUUUUUGGGGGAGACAUUCUCUAAGGCAGUGCAUGUGCCAACGAACAUGUGUGGCAACGUGGAGAGAAACCACAUCUACUACUCGCAUCGUUGUCCGUUAGGUCAAGACGCCAUCAUCCCUAGUUACAAGGUUUCCGUGACAAUUUUGAACAACCUUCACGGCGAGACCUCCUACAAGGAAGACGACUCAUGGAACGACAUCACCAACAAUGGCCUGAAGAGGAUCAGGUCGGUAGGAUACUUCAUGAAGGGUCAUUCACAUGGUGGCAUGUGGAUUCUCCCUCCAUAUACUCCUAUAUAG